UUCACCUUUGUCAAUCUUGGGCAUUGAUAUCUCUGAUCUGUUUCUUCUUAUACCACUUCCUCUAAUCUUGAAUAAAAUUUUCUCGGUUUUUUGUCCUCAUUUGCUAUCGCACUUCAGCGCGACUCCCUCUGACUAUGCCUCCCAGACCGGGAGCGAUUGGCGACGUCAGCAACGACGACUACGUCGCGCAGGUCCUCGCAAACGAAGCACGGGAUAAUUCCAAGAAAUACGCCUUGGAGGGAUUAGGAGCAUACAUGCCUAAGAAGUUUGUUACUCUUUAAUGGUCUUCAAAUGGUUCAGGCUGUUAAUGAGGAUGAAUGCGACAGACCGUCAGGCGCAGCUCCGAAACCAAAUACACGAUUCUUACGACAUAUCAUCCGAGAAACGGACAACCAUAACACAGCAUUGAAGCGAAAGGAGGAGAGGGAGGCUAGGGAGCGAAUGCGCCAAUUACGAGAGCAACAGGCUGCUUCUUCGACAUCGCGCGAUACAAGAAGACACCGUAGGGACAGGGACCGUGAAUCCGGCGAUCAAGGCGGAGAACGAGAGAGAAAGGAUAACCGGGAAAGAGAACAUCGUCGGAGAAGACAUAGGAGUCGGUCCGCAACAAAAGGUAAAGAACGGGAUCGCUCGCGAAAACACAGGCGGGGACAUGAAUCGGAGUCUGAGAGCUCUAAGUACCGACGAAGAGACCGUGACGACGAUGAGCACGAUUACUCGAGACGGCAUCGGUCGCAUUCUCGCUCGAGAAGCCGGUCACCGCGAGGUGAACGGGAACGUAAUCUCCGAAGUAUUAGGCGGCGUCAUGGACGAUCGUAUCAUUCUAGGUCUCCAGAACGCUCUGAGGGGGAGUACAAAGAGGGCAGUGGUAGCCGAGAUGGACAGCGCGGCUCCCGUGAGCACCGGUCUACUCACAGGUCCGGCCAACAUUCGAGAAGAUUAUCUCCACCUCCGACAAAAGAACGGGAUCAAGCACCAGAUCACGACUCAGAUCCAUUGGAGGACCUGGUAGGACCGCUGCCACAAAGAGACGGUGCUGAGGCACCCAUGCGCUCUCGCGGACGAGGCGCCUACAAGUCCAGUCAUAGUAACAUCGACGCCCAUUUUGCGAAAGACUACGACCCAACGCUUGACGUCCACCCGGAUGACGAUGACCCAUAUUUCGGAAAUAUAUCUACACGCCGACGAGUACCAGGGCUCAUGACCGAAGACGAUGACUGGGAACUCGCCCUCGAGGCCCUCCGGGACCGGACUCGCUGGAAACAAAAGGGAGAGGAGAGGUUACGACAGGCUGGGUUCAGCGAGUCUACGGUGGACCGGUGGAAGAACAAUGCUGCUUUUACAGGAGGGAAUACAGAGGGCAGUAUCGAGGACGUGAAAUGGUCGAAGAAAGGCGAGGGACGUGAAUGGGAUCGGGGGAAGGUCUUUGAUGAGGAUGGGCAUGUUGAUAUUAGGGCGCCUUGGUAGGCUUUCUGUCGAUUAUGGCGCCCAGUUCUUGGCACCUUGCGUAGCAUAGAUCAUUCAUAUACCAACAUUAUCAUCUCAGUUCCC
Messenger RNA from Aspergillus ruber CBS 135680, 1551 nucleotides. RefSeq lists its product as uncharacterized. The record is from RefSeq and is a predicted model, not a curated record. NCBI's taxonomy places the organism in Eukaryota, Fungi, Ascomycota, Eurotiomycetes, Eurotiales, Aspergillaceae. The coding region runs from base 292 to 1467 and encodes 391 amino acids. The transcript has a single exon.